Molecule: messenger RNA, 1513 nt
Organism: Trichogramma pretiosum
Lineage: Eukaryota; Metazoa; Arthropoda; Insecta; Hymenoptera; Trichogrammatidae
Product: ribonuclease H2 subunit A
Exons: 2
Coding region: 81-1289 (402 amino acids)
Biological process (GO): mismatch repair; DNA replication, removal of RNA primer
Cellular component (GO): ribonuclease H2 complex
Molecular function (GO): RNA-DNA hybrid ribonuclease activity; RNA binding
Source: RefSeq, a predicted model, not a curated record
UCGUCAUAUUCAUCGGUUAUUUCUGCAUCAGACGAUUGUUUCGCAUUUAUAGUGAUAAUAUUUAUUACAAACUAAACAAAAUGGUUGCAACAAAUGAACAAGUAGACGAUGAAACUGUUGUAAAAACUGAAAUUAAUCAAAGUGUGGAUGAAAAUGAUUCCGCCAAUUCUAUGAACGAAGAUGUACCAAUUACAGAUUCAGAAAUCUUAAAAAAAGUUAAAAUCGAACUGGAAGAUGAACCUGUUGAAAAAAAAGCUAAAAUAGACAUAAGUGAUAGUGACGCAAUUGUAAAGGAUGAACUCAAAAUAAAACCAGAAGUCAAGGAAGAAGACGAUGAACUAACAAUAAAAUCAGAUAAAUCCAUUGAUGUAAUAACAAAGAAAAAUGAUUUGACUUCUUAUUUUGCUUCGAGGGACCACAGCAUUAAUCAUGUUUAUCAGUCACAAAUUCCUCAAAUUUGUAAGGAUGAACCCUGUCAAUUAGGUGUGGACGAAGCUGGUAGAGGACCUGUAUUGGGUCCCAUGGUUUAUGGGAUCGCAUAUGCACCCUUGUCACAAAAGAAAUUGCUAGUUGAUUUAGGCUGUGCUGAUUCCAAGAGUCUUACGGAAGAAAAACGAGACAUAAUUUUUGAUAAAAUUUGUGAAAAUGAAGAUAAAAUGGGUUGGGCUGUGGAUUCUAUAUCUCCAAACUAUAUAGCCAAUUGUAUGUAUAGACGUAGUAAAACAUCAUUAAAUGAAGUUUCUAUGAAUUCAGCUAUUGCUUUGAUACGUAAAACUUUGGAUGCUGGAGUUUUCGUCACUGAAAUUUAUGUUGACACAGUUGGAAAGCCAGAAAAGUAUCAAGCUAGAUUAGAAUCUUUGUUUCCAGGAAUCAAAAUCACUGUUGCUAAAAAAGCUGAUUCUACAUAUCCUAUUGUAAGUGCAGCCAGUAUUUGUGCAAAAGUAUCAAGAGAUCAUGCUCUCAGAGCUUGGCAAUUUAGAGAAGCAGAAAAUGAAACAGCUUAUGGUAGUGGUUAUCCAAAUGACCCAGUAACAAAAACUUGGCUAGCUGAUAAUGUGGAUCCAAUUUUUGGAUUUCCUCAACUUGUAAGAUUCAGUUGGUCAACUGCGGAGAAAAUAUUAGAAUCUAAAGCUAUUAAUGUUGAGUGGGAAAAUAUAGAUGAUGAUUCUCCUGGAGUUGAAAAUAAAAUAUCGAAUUUCUUUGGUAGAAGUUCAAGUGCCAAAGGAAAUGAAAGAAAAAGACACAACUUCUUUACUCAUAGAUGUCUUUCAAGUGCUACAUCUCUAUAGUAGCACUCUAAGCUUUCAAAAUUUGUUUAUUGUUAUUAGAUUGUAGAAUUUUUGUAAUUUUAAAUCAUGACAUUUUGAAAUACACUGUAAAAAGUAACAUUAUAUUUUUAUAAGCUGUCAUUACGAUAAGUAUUAUCAAUAAGAUAACUGUGUUUGUUUAUUUUUGUCUAAGUAAUUGUGAAGAAAUUGUUUUGAAAAUAAUAAAACAACGUAACAUUUUUCAA